Molecule: messenger RNA, 760 nt
Organism: Vanessa atalanta (red admiral)
Lineage: Eukaryota; Metazoa; Arthropoda; Insecta; Lepidoptera; Nymphalidae
Exons: 1
Biological process (GO): sensory perception of taste
Cellular component (GO): membrane
Source: RefSeq, a predicted model, not a curated record
AGUAUCUUUGGUUAUAUUUAUAGUUAUUUUCUUAAUAACAUGUAUCGAAGAUUUCUUAAAGGAAGACUCAAUGAUCUAUUACAAGUUGUUGAUAACGUUUAUUGAUUUUGAACGUCACCUCGAAGCAUUCGCUUUUUACGUGUUCAUAAAAUUAAUAACUGAUAGACUAGAUAUAGUAAACAAAUAUUUAGCAAAUCACAGUCAUAUGAAGAAAAAUUGUAUUAAUGUCAAUAAUAAAUAUAAAGCAAAUAACAAAAACAUAUUUUAUAUUGGAACCUUUUCUGGUAAAAAUACUAAAAUUAUAAUGCUAGCUAAUGUAUAUAAUGUUAUCAGUGAUGCAGUCUGUUUGAUAAACCAAAUUUUUGAAAUCCAAAUAUUUUUGACUAUAGUUUCCACGUAUAUAUUUAUCAUUAUUACAUUAUGGGAGUCCGUUUAUUUAUCCCACACAAAGAAACUGUCGAAGUCGUUGAUAACUACAAUUUUGCAAUGUGCAGCCGAACUAAUUUCAAUAGGGCUCAUGUCCUAUAUCUGUGAAACAAUGACUUUAAAACGAAACUCAACUAGGAAAUUCAUCAAUGAGCUGAUAAUGGAUUAUGACCUGCCGCAAUCUAUAAGAUACCAAGCCAAAUCAUUUAUGGAAUUAAUGGCAGUACAGCCACUAGAGAUAAAUGCAUUUGAAAUGUUUACAUUAAAUACAAAAUUAAUGCUUAAGUUCAUAAGUGUUAUAACAACGUAUCUAAUUGUUAUAUUACAAAUAUCA